AUGACACAACCCGAUUCCAUACCACCGCUCGCCCCCUCUCUCAGCGACAAACUUCCCAAACUCAUCCCCCGCGAACGAACGACGCCAACGCGAGAACCGCCGUCCGCCCCUCCCCCGCCAACACCUCCUCUACCCGCGCCGCCAAACCUCGAGAACCACACCUACAUCACCCCCUCGCGACGAAUACUGAGUCCAGAAGAUCACAAGCUCUUCCUCAGCAGCGACACGUGCACGCUCGUCGAAUCCUUCAUCUACAACAUUGCCGACUCUGUACGCGGCCGCAGCAUCUCCAGCAUCAGCGACUCAGAAAAGACGCCCACAAUCACAACCAUCGUAUCCAUCCUACAGUCCGCCGAGGACCUGCUCUCCCAACACCCACCCGAAGAUACCGGCUCCCGCUUCGGCAACCCAAUCUUCCGCACCUACCUCACCGCCGUCGAAGCCGCACUGCCAUCCUGGCAUACCCAACUGGGUCUACAAGACACCCCCCAAGUCGAGGAAAUUUCAACCUACCUCUCUCACUCCCUCGGAAACAAAUCUCGAAUAGACUACGGAUCUGGUCAUGAACUAAACUUCUUCCUCUGGCUGCUCUGUCUCAAUAGACUCGGCAUGCUACCCACCUCUACCUUCCCCGCGCUCGCGCUUAUCGUCCUGCCCGCUUACCUCAACCUCAUGCGCCGCAUCCAAUCAACAUACUACCUCGAGCCCGCCGGCUCCCACGGCGUCUGGGGUCUCGACGACUAUCAAUUCCUACCCUUCCUGUUCGGGGCCGCACAACUGCUAGGACAUGCGUACAUAACACCGAAGAGCAUACACAAUGCGCUUGUAUUAGAGGAGGAGGGGAAAGAGUACUUGUACCUUGAUCAGAUUGCUUUUGUGAAUAGUGUCAAGAAUGUCGAGGGGCUGAGGUGGCAUAGUCCCAUGUUGGAUGAUAUCAGUGCGGCGAGGGGGUGGGGCAAGAUUGAGGGCGGCAUGCGGAAGAUGUUUCGCAAGGAGAUUUUGGAGAAGUUGCCGGUUAUGCAACAUUUUCUAUUUGGGAGCUUGAUUCCUGCGGUGGAGGGCAUGAGUAAAGAGGAAGAGGUAGGGCAAGAUGGGAAGGGCGAGGGCGAAGAGGAGGGUGUGGUUAGUGUGUUUGAUGAUGAGACGGGGAAGAGGCAUGUGCAUGCGAGUGUGGGCUGGGGCGAUUGCUGUGGAAUCAGAGUUCCAGCGGCUGUUGGGGCCGAGGGGGAGGCCAGGAAAGGGGGUGCGAGGGGUUUGAGGAGGGUACCGUUCGACUAA
Molecule: messenger RNA, 1278 nt
Organism: Pyrenophora tritici-repentis Pt-1C-BFP
Lineage: Eukaryota; Fungi; Ascomycota; Dothideomycetes; Pleosporales; Pleosporaceae
Product: LAG1, Phosphotyrosyl phosphatase activator
Biological process (GO): mitotic spindle organization
Cellular component (GO): cytoplasm; protein phosphatase type 2A complex; nucleus
Molecular function (GO): peptidyl-prolyl cis-trans isomerase activity; protein tyrosine phosphatase activator activity
Source: RefSeq, a predicted model, not a curated record